Molecule: messenger RNA, 2190 nt
Organism: Cladophialophora psammophila CBS 110553
Lineage: Eukaryota; Fungi; Ascomycota; Eurotiomycetes; Chaetothyriales; Herpotrichiellaceae
Exons: 1
Coding region: 1-2190 (729 amino acids)
Source: RefSeq, a predicted model, not a curated record
AUGGAUGGCGAGAAUGAAAAUCAGCUGGAACCCCUACUCCGACAACAAACACCUGAGCAUUCUGAUCAUACCUUGUAUACUGCGGGCAGUGCUGCUUCAAAUGCGAUGCCAGACUCGGGCUGCGACCUUCCCUCAACUUCUGAAGCCAUCCUGUGCACCAACGGCUGGAACUUUGAUCAAUCAGCGGCUGCAUUUCAGUACCUGAGCCCCACACAAUUCGCCCAGACCAGGAUAUGGGCAAGUAUUCAUGCAGACGUAUACCAUGGUGAGGAAGAUUUUUCGAGGCCAGUUGUUCACGAUAUCGUCGACGAGCUCCCAAUCAAUACAGCUUUGGUCGGAGCGGCUGCCAACUUUCAUCCUCCUCCCCAAGAAGUGACCGAAAUACUCAAUCACAACGCCUUGUCGGAUCCGCGACUUUCCAUUUGCAUUGAUACUCCUCGCGCUCCUCGCAUCUCGCAAAUCCCCCGAAAUCUAGAAUCGAGCGAUAUUUUCCGAUUUACGGGAAACCGUGCAGAUCCUCUAUACCAGCGUCAAAGGAAACGUCGUUGUCUAUGUUGUCGGGUCGACAAGGGGAACCGUCCAUGCCUGGGAUAUCCAUUGUGCCAGCGAUGCAGCAUUCUCCCUGGUAUACAGGCAACACCUCCUACUUUGACGGAUAUACCGUAUCUUGACUGGAGACUCUGGUUUUUCCUGUGCCGUGACCUGGGCGAAAACAUUGCUCCAUUCCGGAAGAAGUAUCUCAAUGCCUCGCCGCUGCCUUUCGGAGCUGUUGCGCCAAUUGUACUUGACUUAGUAUUCGAGGACAGAAUGUCCAGACACUAUCUCAGCAGUAACCAUCUAGUUGUCUUCCAACCUCGCUUCACGGUGCUAUCCUUCGUUGUCGGUUCUGGAACGGAUCAGGCUUCACUCCGUGCCCCAGCCAUCUGCAUGCCCCAACUCGACUUGUUUGUAAUAGAAUCUAUGUGGGGAGAAGCUUACUCUCUUGAGACGUCUCACAAACUUUCUGACGACGAAAAUGAUCUCUUCUCGACUGCAAGGCUAUUCACUGGUUAUUUCUGUCUUCUUCACAACCUGGGAAACACCGUAGUCGACAGUGGUUCGGCCCCUGACUUUGGCUCAGCCCAGUUCUUAUCCAUGGAAAUGAUCUAUACCUUGGCCUUCCGGUUACAGAUGCUCUUUUCAGAGUUCGCGACACUUUGCACCAAGAUCAGCCAGAAGAGCGCUGGAAAAAAGAACGGCAGAAAGGCGCAUGCGGUUGUUGUCCUUUAUGCGCUAGAGGUUGUUUAUCGCGUCGCAGUGUCGAUGAAGACAUGCACCUGGGAUGUUCCUGCAGACAACCCUUUCCAUCCUCUGCUUCGACUAUGGACUGGCUUCACAAGACAAUCACGCAACAUCCUAUCGAGGAUAUUGGCAUACGAAUGCUACUGCUCCGGGGUUGACAAUGAAGGAACCCGGAUGACGAUACCACCAAUUGUCGAAUUCGCUCGCUCGGGAAGCUGCAGGAGCCUUCCAAGUCACCUCAGCAUUUUCGCGCAAAGACAGUGCCUUAUAUUCUACAUGGACCCGUUCCCAUCACUGAAUAAAGGUCCCAGUAAUCAAUACCUGAUCAACCUUUUAGCAUGUCCCAACAAUGACUUUACGCUCAGCGUCAUCAAUGGGUCUUCUCGGCUUCGCAAACGAUUCCCAGAGUACAUGGUGGCUCAGGAUAACUCGAAAGUCUUCCGUAGUGAGGUUGCUGUGACGUCGAAGGAUGACCCUAGGUCCAUUCGGUCAACGUCUUCGGUAUCCGCGGAGGAAACACUUUCCUCGGAGCGACGGGACGAACCCGAGUUUCUGUUUCAUAUCUCGGAUGGUCCAUCCUUGCAGUUUCCUGGAGAGCAUGACAUGUCAUUUUUGCGCAAUGAUCAUCCCCCUUCCGACACGAGCCACAUGGACUCGUGCUUGGAUUCGUCCAAGGGCGGUGUCAGUCCAUUAUUUGCUACCCCUGAGUCGUUCAACGAUGCUCUCGAAAGACUUCUAGCGUCAAACCAACGACAGAAUAAUUGGAGACUGCAGCGAAGCCUUGUUGAGACCGACACGACUCCACCCGCUGCGCGUCUGAGAGGUGAUUCACAGCUCAAACAGGUUGAUAUGCCUUUUCGGGGUUUGAAGCGAAAAUGGACAGGCCCCAAGUUAGCAUUCCGCGACUGA